Molecule: messenger RNA, 963 nt
Organism: Danio rerio (zebrafish)
Lineage: Eukaryota; Metazoa; Chordata; Actinopteri; Cypriniformes; Danionidae
Source: RefSeq, a predicted model, not a curated record
GCACUGAAGUGAAUGCAAAAUAGAGAGAUGCGCCGCUGAAGGGGAAACGCGUGAAUAAUUUACAAAUGUUAGAUGCUUCUCCAAUUCAUCUUGACAACACGCGUAAACUGCCUCCAUUCACUUAAAUAUCCCCUGCACUUUUUCGAUUUCUGUAAACGUUUGAUUUGCUUGGUCUGUAGUUGUUAACACGGCCCACUCUCUGGGGCUCGCUGGACAUUUAAACCCGAUCACGCCUCUUGUUGGCCAGUGGACAUGGAAAUAGAGCAAGGCAAAACAAAGAUUGGAGGAUUUUUACGAAAGGGAUUCAAUGAGCUAACAGAUCUACAUUUUCAUCUCUUCAAGAAGUCUUCAAUGAGUCACAAAUGGAGCUGUGUGGGUGAGAAGAAGAGGUCACUGGGGCGCGAUUAUCACCCGCUGUGUUUGAAGUGCCACAAGUGUAAAAGACAGUUAACACCCGGUCAGCAUGCAGAGCACGAUGAGAAGCCAUUCUGCACUAACUGCUUCAUGAGAGAUUUUGGGCCAAGAGCAGGUAAUCGAGGACCUGCAGUGAUUCGGACCUACACAGCUUCAUCUUGAAAGAGAUCCUUCAGUCUUGAGAGAAACACACAGCAUUUCCAUCUACAAGAACAACAACAGCAGCACACCCAAACCUUCUUCAUUUUGAGACCCACAACAAACCACUGGAAAGUAUUCCCCAGCUGAUCCCUCCUUACCACAGAACUACACACAACUCCAUCCUCAUAUAGCCAUUCAUCAGAAACUCACAAAAAUAGACGUAAUAACCUACCAAACAUCCAUCCAUGCUGACAUUCUCAUCUGCUUCAUGAGCUGAUUUCAUUAUACAUCUACAGUUAUGCCACUUCAUACAGUCGAAUACAAAAUUAUAAGUGCUCUGUAAUGUAAAUUCUUUUCAGAAUUAUUACCCAAGUGCUGUUUAAUGAAGAGAUUUUUUAAGAACACUUU